AUGCCAGAGGAAUUUAAACUGAAGUAUCCGAAGACCAGAGUCAUUAUCGAUGCAACGGAGAUCAAAUGCGAGGUGCCGAGUUCGUUCGUACUUCAGUCAGAGACAUAUUCCAACUACAAGUCAAGCAACACACUCAAGGGCCUGGUUGGAGUGUCUCCUGACGGAACACUGACAUUUGUUUCUGCUCUCAGUACAGGCUGCAUAUCCGACAAGGAGUUGGUCAAACGUAGUGGGUUUCUCUCUCUGCCAUUUAACAUUGGUGACGUCGUAAUGGCUGAUAAAGGGUUCGUUAUCAAGGACGUCCUGAAACCUGUUGGCGUACACCUAAAUAUGCCCCCAUUCCUGAGAGAUGGACGGUUCUCGGAAGAAGACGUCAUGGAAACAGAGAUGAUUGCCUCCCUUCGCAUUCACGUAGAAAGACGGAUUCAAAGGAUCAAAAGUUUCCACAUAUUUGACCGGAGAAUUCCGACAACACUUGCACCACUUGCUAACCAGAUAUGGACAGUCUGUGCUAUAUUGACAAACUUUCAGUCACCCCUGAUUAAGUCUUCCAGACCUGCUUCUAUGACUUGA
Molecule: messenger RNA, 573 nt
Organism: Ornithodoros turicata
Lineage: Eukaryota; Metazoa; Arthropoda; Arachnida; Ixodida; Argasidae
Exons: 1
Coding region: 1-573 (190 amino acids)
Source: RefSeq, a predicted model, not a curated record